This is a messenger RNA of Polypterus senegalus (gray bichir), 2011 nucleotides long. RefSeq names its product small serum protein 1-like. The transcript has 4 exons. Bases 316 to 651 code for a protein of 111 amino acids. The record is from RefSeq and is a predicted model, not a curated record. NCBI's taxonomy places the organism in Eukaryota, Metazoa, Chordata, Cladistia, Polypteriformes, Polypteridae.
ACACAAUUGCGCACAAAACUGGUCCAUCUCUGUACAGGACAAUACCAUUGUGAUCGCGCCUUUGCAUAACCACAGCCGUACCCGACAUCGCCCCUUCGUUUUGAAGCCGCCGAUGCGAGGGAGCAGGUGUUCUCCGCCUUCCAGUCCGGGCUACGCCCAGGAGGAACAUAUCAAACAUUCCACGUGCGUUUCGUCCACUGACGUUGUCUGGUUUAAAAAUGCCAUUCUUCACGGGGCUGUUCACUUCUGCGCGUGAGGGAGACUGACAGCAGAUACCAUUUUAGGCUGAGCUUGCUUGGAAAAGACGGCGGAAGGAUGUUUUUAGCCUGGAUUUUGGUCUUUUCAUUUUUGGGUAUUUCUCACUCAGAAAUCUGUAUAGCAGGACAAAGUCAGAUGGUGGUGACAGAAGAUGGGAGGUAUGUGACUCCAACCUAUUGCACAGACCCAUUUGGUGAAACUAUUUACCAAUCAGGAGAAAAAUGGAGAACUUCAAACUGCAUGGACUGUUCCUGUGAAAUGGGUGGUUUUGAGUGCUGUGAAACAAAGAUUGAUGUGCCACAGAAUAUCCCUGAUGACUGCAUGAUGGAGUUUGAUCGGAAUGAAUGUAAAUAUUGGAUUUUUAAAAUGGAUAAUCGAAGCACACCCUGCUAAGCUGCUGUUUUUACUUCUUACAACUUCAUCAUCCCUUAGACCUACCUAAUAGGUUCUGUUGUUCUCUUAUAAAGUAAUUGUGUAAACUUCAGAAACUUGCCUCAUCUAAAGAAAUGCAUAUCGUUUUUGUUUACAAAGAGUGUUUAAUUUGGGGGAAUGCUCAAGGGUGGGAGAGAGGAAUUGCCAAAAAUACUAUUCAAAGGUUAUUUUCUAGCUGAAUAUUUAACUCUUAGAUUUUAUUUUAUAUUGUUAAAUAUUUAAUAUUUGUACAUUUAGUUAACAUUCUUGGCACCUAUUUUAAGAUAUUUGUGUGCAGAUGCUCAUCCAAUAUGGAUUUGACUAAGUUUAGCUGCAGUUCUGAAGGUUUUUUGGCUUUAAAAAGAAGCACAAAUCCAAUCUGCCUUUUUUGCUAUUUGUUAUUACUGUUCUGAGGAGACAUGCAAGUAUGAAUUUCAUUGUACUGUGUACACAUGACAAACUUGAACAAUAAAGAGGCAAAGACAGAGGAAAAUUACACAGGCAUUUAAUUUCUGCAGAGAAUAAAUCUGUGUGCGAUCCCAGAUUUAUUUUAGACAGACACAUUGAUCCUGGGCAAGCUGGAAGCUCCUGUUCCUCAUAUUCAGUUCACUUUGACUUAUAACACAGUCUUCGCUGCCUUAUUAACUCCUACCUCUUAUGAAAAUGGCCAUUCAAUGAGUCCAUUCAUUCACCACAUGGGCCGAGUACAUGUGGAGAAUCUUAGGUAUAAGGUGUGGCCAUCUUUGAAAUGUACAUAUAUUGGUUGGGUAAUUUUACUAAAUGUGAAGUCAUUGUGUGAGAGAGAGGUUGGGAAGACUACUAUUAAUUUCAUCAAAUGCAGCUUGAAUGGCAGAAUCUCCAUGUACCACAGCUGUCUACAUGAUGCAGUAUCCUGUGAUCAGAUAACGAAUUUCCUGCAUGCUGACAUCACACCUUUUUAUUUAGCUUCAAUCUACAGUGCCAUUUAUUACCACUUCACUCAUGAUAAUAAGUUAUUCCUACACAGUGGAUUAUUUUGAAAUGGAAAAAGAUGUUCAAAUGUUUUGUCAAAGGCAACUCGGUGCAUGUAAAAGAGGUCCAGACCUCUGAUUACAAAAUGACACGAAGGAGGAUAGGGCUGUUCUUUGUGUGCUGGGCAGGUGGCAGUGGUACAGAGAGAUUAGCAGUUAAUUUUCUUGCCAGAAACCUGGGAGUCCUCAUCAGUCAAAUUAACCACAUAGUUUGUUUGUUUGGUUUUUUAUGUUGAAAAUUAAUGCUAACAUUGUCAGUUUUGUAUGACUGUUCAGAUGAAUAUGUUUCUGUUCAACAUGGAUUUUAAUAAACAUUGUUAAAUGUUGUUUUU